UCACCAUCCACGUUCACCAUUUAUUCAAACAACAUGGACAUCCAAGAACGAAAUAUCAGGAGCUGUGGAGAGAAUAUAGUAGACAUGGUAGACAUGGUUGACAUGGACGAGGAAAACUUUGCUAUUUCCAGUUCCUCAGCAGCAGACACAGCUUUCGAUGCAGUUAUUGGCUGCAUAGAGGACAUCAUUAUGGAGGAGGAGUUCCAGCAGCUUCAGCAGAGCUUCAUGGAGAAAUACUACAUGGAAUUUGAUGACUCUGACGAGAACAAACUGAGCUACACGGCCAUUUUCAAUGAAUAUGUUGACCUGCUGGAGAAACAUCUGGAGCAGCAGCUGAUGAGGAGGAUCCCUGGUUUCAACAUGAACACCUUCAUAGAGCUGCUCAUGCAACACAAAGAGGAGGUGCCCUGUGACAUCUUUGACAUGCUGCUGACAUUCACCGACUUCAUGGCCUUCAAGGAAAUGUUUCUAGAAUACAGAGCUGAGAAAGAGGGUCGAGGUCUGGAUCUGAGCCAGGGACUGGUGGUCACCUCUCUGAUCCCCACAGACUCCAAACGCACCACUGAGUCGUAGUGACACUCACAUGAUUGAAAGGUCCAACUCUUGAAUUGCCUCUUUCUCCAUGUGUUCGCGUAAAAUCUUUCCCACAGGCCUGCAGAAACUUCAGCUUGUGGCCAGUGUGAGUUUUUUACUAUGCUGGUUGCACACCAUGUAGAUCAAUAGUCUAUAUGCAUUCUUCUGUAUGUAGUGGGUAGUUAAAGAAUGAAAGACGGAUGGUUUUGCCUUCUUUCUACUCUCCAAACAUUGCACUAGGCAUACAAUACUUGAAA
Messenger RNA from Scomber japonicus (chub mackerel), 830 nucleotides. It is a transcript of the gene arl2bp, whose product is annotated as ADP-ribosylation factor-like 2 binding protein. Gene Ontology annotation, cellular component: mitochondrial intermembrane space. The coding region runs from base 34 to 573 and encodes 179 amino acids. The transcript is spliced from 7 exons. Gene Ontology annotation, biological process: positive regulation of tyrosine phosphorylation of STAT protein; maintenance of protein location in nucleus. The record is from RefSeq and is a predicted model, not a curated record. NCBI's taxonomy places the organism in Eukaryota, Metazoa, Chordata, Actinopteri, Scombriformes, Scombridae.